Eurytemora carolleeae is the source of this 456-nucleotide messenger RNA. Its product is annotated as alpha-crystallin B chain. The record is from RefSeq and is a predicted model, not a curated record. The transcript is spliced from 6 exons. Lineage: Eukaryota; Metazoa; Arthropoda; Copepoda; Calanoida; Temoridae. Gene Ontology annotation, molecular function: protein folding chaperone. Gene Ontology annotation, biological process: protein refolding; response to heat. The coding region runs from base 1 to 345 and encodes 114 amino acids.
AUGAUUUUUAUUAUAGUAGCAAGUGGUGAGGGUGGAAAGUGGCAUGUUCUCCUUGAUGUUCAACACUUUUCCCCAGCAGAACUAAGUGUCAGGACUGUAGAACAGGUUCUUGAGGUUGAAGGUAAACAUGAAGAAAAGGAGGACGCACAUGGAGUUGUCUCGCGACACUUUUGUCGGAAAUAUAUUAUUCCAUCGGAGUUCGAACCAGAAUCUGCUACUUCCGGUAUUAGUAAGGAUGGAAUUCUGACUAUUACUGUAGAUAGAAAGCCUUUGGAGAAACCAAAACCUAGCAGUAGAUCUGUUCCUAUUCAUACUAGAGAGGAGGCCUCUGCCACCAUGGACUAAACAUUAGCUGUGACAGCGCACCUUUCUUAAAAAUCAAAUUAUUCUAUGAUUAAAUUCAAUAUUAAAUCAACGUAAAUAUGUAUUGCUAAUAUAUUUGUAUAUUUUAAAUAU